GGGAUUUUAAUAGUUUUUAUAAAAAACAAUUUCUUAUAUAUUCCGUGGUUAAUAUCAGAAUUAUACGUGCAAUUCCCAAAGCUUUGACCAAAACGUCGUCCGUGUUUCGACGAUAGAGAGACAGAGCAAGGCGGCGGCGACGACGGAAAUUGAACGUCACGGCGUGGCGGAAAACGGCGGAGGAUGGGCGAUUUACUCGAUUGGAUUCUCUCUUUCUUAUUCCUCGUUACCCUUCUCAUCAUCGUUAUUUAUCAGCUGACAUGUUUGGCGGAUCUAGAGGCUGAUCACAUAAACCCUUAUGAUUCAUCUACCAAAAUAAACCGGGUGGUUCUACCGGAAUUUGGUUUGCAAGCACUUCUUUGCUUAUACUACGUCUUAACUAGACAUUGGUUCAUGGCGGUUUUGUCUCUUCCUCACCUUUUAUACAACAUUAGACUAUACAUGAAAAGGGAACAUUUGGCGGACGUGACAGAGAUGCACAAUACAAAUAAAUGGGAACAAAAGAAACGAUUUUACAAGAUUGGUCAUAUCUCUCUCUGCAUUUUUAUCACAUCUUAUUGGUUGAUACACUCGGCACUGGGAGAUAUCUAAGGUUGGAGAAUUCAUAUCGGACUUCACCAAAAAAAGAACUUUAUACAUUUUAAGAACGGAUUUGUAAUGGAUUUUGUUGACCACGCGACAAAUCUGUAAUCUAGUUUUACAUUUUUAUGAUUUUUGUUGUUUUUUCUACGUUGUGGCAUUUCUUUUUAGUUCGUUACACAAAUCGUAACGGCGAUGAUAAAUAAUUUAAGUUUUUUGAAUCUAAUAAAAUUAACUU
Eutrema salsugineum is the source of this 817-nucleotide messenger RNA. Its product is annotated as protein cornichon homolog 5. Bases 184 to 591 code for a protein of 135 amino acids. Gene Ontology annotation, biological process: vesicle-mediated transport. The record is from RefSeq and is a predicted model, not a curated record. NCBI's taxonomy places the organism in Eukaryota, Viridiplantae, Streptophyta, Magnoliopsida, Brassicales, Brassicaceae. The transcript has 4 exons.